GAUUUCCUGUCGUCAUUGUCACUGUUGCUAGCGACGAAGGAAGCUACAGCUUAACGAAGACGUGCGGAUUCGAAGGAGAUAAACAACUCUGUUUUGAUAACUUUCAAAUUAGGUACAGGACUUUUUAUAGAAUCUACAAUGGAAGAUGAACAACUGCGACAGAUUGCACAGCGUUUGGUUAAUAACGUCAUAGAGAAAGCCGUUGAUAAAAUAAAAUCCGAGAAAAAGGAAAUAGACGAAGGUUUUGACCAGGGGGUACAUGAUAUUGUAGGGCUGGCCAUUGGACGGUCAAUCACUGCCAUACGCGAAGGUCAAAGUUCGCCAACUGAUGAUAAGAUGAAGGGAUUUACUGGACAAUUGGAUAAGGAGGUAGACAGCAUUGUAGGGCUGACAAUUGGACGGUCAAUUAUGGCCAUACGUGAAAGUCACAGUUCACCAACUGACAAUAAGAUGGAGGGAAUGCUUGGCCUAAACAAGAUCUUGGUUAACGCAACACCGGAAGUAACAAUUGGCGCAACAGGAAGCAAGCCCGUGGAGGAAAGAGACACACAAAUUAAGUCAUAUGUGAAAGGUAAAGAAAAGGAUAAUCAGCUUCAGAUUGUCACCUCCGACCCCGUCAAAGACGACAAACUGGCAGGACUCGAGACAGAGCAGGCGACUGAACAUCAGAUGAGCAAGACUUCCAGCACGAAGAAUGUACUGAAACGAUUGAUAGACAGGACCCUCAAGAGAGACAAGAAAGAGGCGAAGGGCAUCAAUGCCGCCACAGCUGGUGGCAGCACCAGCACCUCAGUCGGGGGAAAGAAGCAGAGUGCAUCCAAGGCCCAUAACAAGAGAGACUGGAUACGUAGAAAUCUCCUGUGCUGCUUCGUCAGACAGACUGCCACAGUCGAGCCUCUAUUUGAAGAAAUACAGCCAGAGAAACAAGUCAUAAACAUAAAUAAGAAUAAAGUCUGUUUUGAACACUGUGCCGCAAAAUCGGAACACGAUGUGAUUUGAUUUAUAAUUAUAGAAACAAUAAGAAAAAUAAUAGUGAACGAUAUUGACAUCUGCGACGUGACCUUUACCUCAGCUAGAAAGGUCAAGGUUGGGUCAACUACAGCAUUUGGCUCAAUGUUAAAAAUAGCUUUCCUAUUUUUGAUGAUGUCUUGUUUUCACUUUUUCAUAUUAUUUCUUCUUCAAAACGUGUUGAUUUUAUGAAACGAGAACAACACAGAGUCACUAAGGAGAUAACAACUAUUUUAUAUCAUUUGUUGGGAUGUAAAAAUAAAUGUUAU
Messenger RNA from Mizuhopecten yessoensis (Yesso scallop), 1277 nucleotides. RefSeq lists its product as uncharacterized. The record is from RefSeq and is a predicted model, not a curated record. The transcript has 5 exons. Lineage: Eukaryota; Metazoa; Mollusca; Bivalvia; Pectinida; Pectinidae. The coding region runs from base 139 to 999 and encodes 286 amino acids.